This is a messenger RNA of Anthostomella pinea, 582 nucleotides long. Lineage: Eukaryota; Fungi; Ascomycota; Sordariomycetes; Xylariales; Xylariaceae. The record is from the annotation of a GenBank genome assembly.
AUGGGACUUCCAUACUUCACCAGAGACACUCUGCUCGCACCCAACCAGCUACCAUCAGUCUCGUCCCUCAAUGACACCCUCAACGACACCGUAGCAGACCCGAGCCAGGUAUUCAUACCAGCUGUUUCGAGCGACGACCCAGAGCCGAUAGUCACGAUCCAGACAGAGAUCACCCCAAUUUUCACAGCCUAUGCCACCAGUACCGAGAGCGAUGAAUCCACAAGCAACCUCCGAGCGAGUACGACGCCGCGACCGCUCGCACACUCUGGCACCGUUGCUCCACCCUCCGCCUUCGAUGUCGAGUCAUGCCAUAUCCCUCCAGAGGAAAUCACCGGCCCAUCUCCAGGCACGGGAAUCAUCACCGCGCCGCCAGAAAUGACACCAGGAGGCUCGAGGCCAAAAAAGGAACCUCCACAGCAACCAUCUCAGUUGCUAGACAGCAACGUAGGCGGUACCAGUUCGCCUCCCGACGGCAUGCCAAUGCAAAGACGUGUCCGUUUCGAAACGUCAGAUACCCCACCGCCUGAGUGGCCGCCGCGGACGAGAGGCGCGACGGCGACAGCUAUUGCGACGAAUGCUUAG